AUGGACGCCCGUCCGCGGUGCAACGUCUGCCACGAACCGUUCCACGCCUCUCCACCAACAAGCAGGGCGCGGAUUUUUGCAUGUGGCCACUCGACCUGCAGCGGAUGCAUCGAUCAAAUGAGAAAUCUGAGAAACUUGGAAUCGGAGCGACUCCUCGGAGGGGAUCCCACAAUCAACCGACAUAUGCUCAAAUGUCCGCAAUGUCGUAAGGAAACUCCGAUGUUUCUUCCGAAGGCUGAAAAAAUGUUAAGAAACUUUGCCGUCGAGCAGCAAUAA
Messenger RNA from Caenorhabditis remanei, 276 nucleotides. RefSeq lists its product as uncharacterized. The coding region runs from base 1 to 276 and encodes 91 amino acids. The record is from RefSeq and is a predicted model, not a curated record. Lineage: Eukaryota; Metazoa; Nematoda; Chromadorea; Rhabditida; Rhabditidae. The transcript has 2 exons.